AUGCAUGCUCCUCUCGCUGUCACCAUCAUCUUGGAGCUCGUCCUCUCUCCGCAUCAUCCUCUGUUUUUUGUAGUCAUGGAGCUGGUCUACUGGAGGAGCAUGAGCAGGACCGGUUUGGUGUUCACCGGCUCAGUAGUGUGCCUGGCCAGUCUGUUCCAACUGAGUGCCAUCACUGUGCUCUCUCACAUUUGUUUGGGGGUCAUGUGCCUCACCUUUCCCAUGCGCUUCUACUACAAACUUUUGGAGCUGCUACGCUGCAACCCCGGCUUGCAUCCUUUCCAGUCAUAUUUGGACUAUGACAGUUCACUGACAGACAAAGAAAUGGUGAUGCUUGUGGAGGAGGCGGUACUGCUGAUGGCAUUUGCCGUCACUGAGCUCAAACGUCUUCUAUUCAUUGAAAACAUAUUGGACUCGCUCAAGUUUGUUUUGCUGCUCUACAUGCUGACGUACGUCGGCGUCCUCACUACUGGAUUGACUCUGAUCAUAACAGCUGCCAUUGUUCUAUUUUCCUUUCCUUUGUUCUACAAAAAACAGCAGGUGAGAAUAAGAAGGGUGGUCAGAGCAUACAAAGCUUUUGAGAAGAAAAUCACAACCUGGUGUCUGGGGGUACGCGAUGCCGUCAGAGCAUCUCGAGCGCAAGCCGCCGCCGCUGCUGCCGGGCCGUCCUCUAAGCAGAAAGCGAAGGCAAAGUAA
Messenger RNA from Nerophis lumbriciformis (worm pipefish), 693 nucleotides. NCBI's taxonomy places the organism in Eukaryota, Metazoa, Chordata, Actinopteri, Syngnathiformes, Syngnathidae. The record is from RefSeq and is a predicted model, not a curated record.